AGGGCACUGAUGUCGGAUGAAGGAGGAGCCCUGAGAUCUGAUCAUCCAGCAGCGCGUGCACGACACCGGCAAUGACUCGCGAGAAUAAAACGCAAGAAACCUGACGCUGUCUCAACGCUUUCCUCCGCUUUUACGCUUCUUUUUGUCUUUCUCCAACUCGGAAAACACCCGGCUGAAGGUUCUGUGGAGGUGAAGAAUGCAGACAGGAGGUCUUUUCAUACGAUGCUGUAAAACCAAAACAUAAUCGAGCACAAUCACCGGAGAAGAAAGAGGAUUCUGAUUAGCAAAGAGAAACGAAGGGUAGUGACAAUGGGGCGAAAGAAGAUCCAGAUUACCCGCAUAAUGGAGGAGAGGAACAGACAGGUGACAUUCACGAAGAGGAAGUUUGGACUGAUGAAGAAGGCGUAUGAGCUCAGCGUUCUGUGUGAUUGUGAAAUAGCCCUGAUUAUCUUUAACAGCUCCAAUAAGCUCUUCCAGUACGCCAGCACAGACAUGGACAAGGUCUUGCUCAAGUACACAGAAUACAACGAACCUCACGAGAGCAGAACCAACUCAGACAUUGUGGAAGUGCUAAAUAAAAAGGAACACAGAGGUUGUGACAGUCCAGAUCCAGACGCCUCAUAUGUCCUCACCCCUCACGCAGAGGAGAAAUAUCAGAAGAUUAAUGAAGAAUUUGACAAUAUGAUGAGAAAUCACAAAAUUCCAGCCACUUUGAACCACCAGAGUUUCUCCAUGCCAUUGACUUUGCCUGUCACCAAUCCCGCCACCCUGUCCUACAGUACAAACAGCUCACUGGAGACCCCGGUGACCCUCAGCGGGGCAAACAUACUGUCUCUGUCCUCCAACACCCUCCAGACCACCAAUGGCACUGCUGGCAUCGAUGGUAUGCCAGCUUCCUCAGAUGUCACACUUCCAAACGGAGUUCACUCCAGUCAUGUGGUCAAUGGCUUUUCCGCCGGUUCUGACGGAAACAGUAUUGGACAAGCGAUCGCUGCUAAAUCAUCCACAGCGAGCCGCAAACCUGACCUGCGAGUCCUCAUUCCUCCUGUCUGCAAAAACAGCUCUGCUUCAUCACUGCCGCCAGAGGAAGGAGACGAGCAUUUGAGAACAGACAGCUCUCAGUCCAGCCAAUCACUGAGCACACCUGUGGUAUCUGUGGCAACACCCAGUCUGCAUCCACAGGACCUCGUGUACUCAGCCAUGACGUCAUCGUUCACUACAGAUUUUCCCUUAAGCAGCAGAGAGGCCGGCUCUAUACAUGGCUUUGGUUCACUGGAUGCUUCAGUCAUAUCAGGCUCUUCUUGGAAACAGAGUCAACAUGGCCAUCCAGCAUUCAGUGCUCAGAGAACAACGCAACCUCCAGUUCAUUCCUCUGACUCCUCCACCAACUCCAUCAACAUCAAAUCAGAGCCCGUCUCUCCACCCAGAGAGCAUUUGGUUUACCACAGCAGGCCUCGACUUGGCUCCAGACCAGACGUGGGCAGAUCUCCGGCCGACAGCUUCAGCUCUUCUGGAAGUUCAUAUGAGGGCAGUGACAGAGAGGACCAGCGGCUGGACACUCAAACACACACCGCUUCAUCAGGAGCAGGCAGCAGAUCAUCUCCAGAGACAGAGAGCCAGGAGGACCCUUCAGUCAAGCGCAUGCGCACAGAGAGCUGGGUAACUUAGUGAUUAAACAACAUAUACAGACUGCUGUUCUGUCAAUCACAAAAUCAAUGUGAAGAUGCCUGUAUAGCAGCAGUAGGUGCAUUCCCGUUAUCCUUCAGAUUGCACAAAUUGAUAUUGUAAACUGAAAAUGCACAAAAUGUGUCAUUUUCACAUAAUUGCUCAAAUCUCGUAUUUUAUUUCAUGCUCACAUGUGGUGGAUUUUAAGACUAUUUGAAAAAGGAAUAUUUUUGUUGCAUUUAAAUGUGAA
Danio aesculapii is the source of this 1915-nucleotide messenger RNA. It is a transcript of the gene mef2ab, whose product is annotated as myocyte enhancer factor 2ab. The transcript has 11 exons. Lineage: Eukaryota; Metazoa; Chordata; Actinopteri; Cypriniformes; Danionidae. The record is from RefSeq and is a predicted model, not a curated record. Bases 310 to 1668 code for a protein of 452 amino acids. Gene Ontology annotation, molecular function: RNA polymerase II cis-regulatory region sequence-specific DNA binding; DNA-binding transcription factor activity, RNA polymerase II-specific; histone deacetylase binding. Gene Ontology annotation, biological process: positive regulation of transcription by RNA polymerase II; heart development; cell differentiation.